AUGGCCCCGCCAUGGGUCAUGUUCGAUAGCGCUGCAUCAUACGGUGGAAAUUGCGCCAAUGGAGCAGAACCAGACAUCGCUAGGGUAGGGGUCGUUCUCUCCUUUGUGAUCGCGAGCAUCAUGACGACGACAGCUUCAGUACUCGCUAUGCUUCUCGACCAAGCCUUUGAUUCAAAGGGCCGGUUCACACUGAAAGCACCCGUCAAGUAUAUCCGCGAACGGUUCCUAGAUACAGAGUGGAAGAAAGACUAUGCAUGGCGGCCGUUCCUAGACCCGCUCAUCAUAGGGCUGGGUGAUCAGCAGCUCAUCACAGGCUACGCGGUGUUGCUCAGCGGAUGGAUAAAGGUCGCGCAAAAGUCCUUCAAGGUCCAAGGCGCCCACUUCGUCCUUAUCCUCUAUAUCUGCGCCCUCUCCUCCUCGUCCCACCUCGCCGCCCUCAUCACGCUACGCAAAUACUUUCGCAAGUAUAAACUUAUCGCCAAAAUCCGCAUCACCUUCGUGAUAUUCUUCGCCGUCUUCCUUUUCGCAUCCAUGAUCGCCGCGAUUUGCAUGUCACCUACCACCAUCGAACACGGCGACGGAACAACAGAGGAGAGAAGCCGUGUUCAACGAUUGUCGUUCCUCGUUCCACUGUUUUUGAUUCUAGUCGGGUUUUCAACAGCGCUAGUGUGCAUCUUGUAUGAUCCACAAAGCAAGAGUCUCGCUUCUCGCGCGUCAUCAAGUUCUUCGGGGAGCACGAUGAUGGGUCUUAUUCAGCGCGUUACAGAGCCGCCUCAUGGCAUCAGCUUGCCAGCUCAUCUCGGCCUACAGAUCAUAUACUAUCUCUUUCUCAAUCCGUUGAUCGCCUUUGCGGUUCAGAUCCUGCUAGCCAUCCUGUCUGCUAUUCUAGUCUUGAGUCAGAAGUUCGCUGUUCCGGAUGAUGCGAAGCGGUUCUGCGGACUGCAGGAUGAACUGGAGAAUAUUUGGGGGUUUGGCCAGACGCUGAGUGUUGCCAUGCUGUUACUGCCGGCUUUGAGCGCUACGCAUACGUAUCUCGAAGGCAGACAGGAUAUUAGCCAAGGGUUCACUAGGUCGAAAGAUUGA
Cucurbitaria berberidis CBS 394.84 is the source of this 1083-nucleotide messenger RNA. RefSeq lists its product as uncharacterized. Lineage: Eukaryota; Fungi; Ascomycota; Dothideomycetes; Pleosporales; Cucurbitariaceae. The transcript has 3 exons. The record is from RefSeq and is a predicted model, not a curated record. Bases 1 to 1083 code for a protein of 360 amino acids.